Messenger RNA from Neodiprion virginianus, 671 nucleotides. RefSeq lists its product as uncharacterized. The transcript has 3 exons. NCBI's taxonomy places the organism in Eukaryota, Metazoa, Arthropoda, Insecta, Hymenoptera, Diprionidae. The record is from RefSeq and is a predicted model, not a curated record. Bases 122 to 391 code for a protein of 89 amino acids.
UGUUUUCACCAAACACGCCGGAGUUCUAUAAAGAUUAGUGACGGUUCGAACCUCGAGACGAGACAACUCCGUUCUUAUUUUCUAUUGUUAACGCACGUGGUAUACAUAAAAGCGUAUAAAAAUGACGGGGAAAGUGAUUUUCGUGAUGAUCCUGUUCUGUGCUGUUGCCCAAAACAUGGCGAAACCGACGCUCUAUAAACGGAACGAUGACAACAUCUUCGAACCCGUAAUGGUACCAGUAUCCUCGACUGUAAUCCCAUUACCAGAAUACAAGGUGGCAUACGGUUUUGGAUUCAUAUCAAAGGAUAAAAAGGCUCAAUCCGCUUUUAAACCGAGCGGAUCGAUAAAGUUGAUUACAGCCAAAAAAACGCAAGACAAGAAAAUCGAGUAGUCGUCAAAAUUUUUAACAUUCUCCGCGCCUACACAUGAAGCACCUUUUUAAACGGAGACACGUUUACAACGCUCGAGGAAUGGAGGAUAUCCUACUUCACUUUAGCAAUCUAAGAUUUAACUUUGAAUUUAUCGAGAGUACUAAUAGUAUUCUAACAACCGAAGUUUACGGGAGCAAUUUAACUGACAUUUACCAAGCUCAAGCCUGCGGUAAUAGGAUGAAACAUUGAUUUAACGCAAUCAGUCGAGGAAACCUCUCGCACCUUUGUCACGGGAAUUUA